Verticillium dahliae VdLs.17 is the source of this 1770-nucleotide messenger RNA. RefSeq lists its product as uncharacterized. The transcript is spliced from 3 exons. The coding region runs from base 1 to 1770 and encodes 589 amino acids. The record is from RefSeq and is a predicted model, not a curated record. Gene Ontology annotation, molecular function: DNA binding. Lineage: Eukaryota; Fungi; Ascomycota; Sordariomycetes; Glomerellales; Plectosphaerellaceae.
AUGGUCUUCCUCGAGAGUCUCCAGCCACACCCCGAAUUCUGGGUUCUCCUCAAGAUGCCUCCCAAGGCCGCAUCCCGAGGCCGGAAACGCGCAGCACUCGUCGCGUCAGACGCGUCGCAACCUGAACCGCCAGCGCUGCCACAAGAUGUCAACGAAGAGCUCAGCUUUGAGGGCCAGGUCCAGAGCACCCCCAAACCACGAGGGCGACCUUCGAGAAAUAAGCCGUUUGCGCAAUCGGUCCCUACGCCAGAACCACAAUCGGCCCUGAUCCCAGAACCGCACACGCGCCGUCGCGGAAGACCAACACGCGCGAAGAACCAAGAGACCAACACCGGCAACCAGACCAGCCAGGACGAUGGCCCUGCCGCUGCAACAGUUACUGCCAGCAAAGCACAUGUGACAGCUGAGCCAUCCGACGGCUCGCGAAAGACGAUCAACGACGAGACACACAAGACUGACCAGCAAGCUCGCAAGAGGAAACGUGGGCGACCCUCGCUCGCCGAAACCGCUGCCGAGACGCAGCUACGGCAAGAGGACGAACCGCCAGAGCCUCGAAGGACUCAGAAGCGCAAACGAGGGCGACAGCCUGCCGAAGAAAAAGAACAAGCACAAGGCGAACCUUCCGAAGCUCGUACACGACAACCACCUCCAUCAACCACAGCCGAGGCUUCAGCAAUCGAGACAGAUCCGCCAGCGAAGAAGUCGAGAGGGCGUCCGCGCCGGAGCGACGUCUCUCUGCCAUUCGAUCCACCACCACCAUCACAACCAAAACCAAAGCCAAGACGCCGGCCCCGAACCUCCAACAUAUCCACUGCCGAACCCCCGCAAUCGCCCAAACCCAAGAACAAGAGCAAGGCACCACGGCCCUCGACCGAUGUCCCAACCGCCGAACCCGCAACCAAGAAGCGUCGCGUCACCGCAGACUCCAUAACCGACGCCCCUGCUCCUCCGAAGCCCUCGGCGCGAUACCGCUACAUCGGCACCAAACCAGCCUCGAUUCCGCGCUCCAAGAUCGAAGCAACCUGGAUCCCGCUCCCGGCCCCCUCCAUCGCCAUCAUCACGUCCCUCCUCCAUCUCGCCGAGCGGCCCGUCCUCCAGCGCCUCGCGGCAAAUACCAAACGCCGCGACCACGCCGCCUUUGCCCUCCGCACCGUCUCGCACAACCUCGCCCGCAAGCUCGCCCGCCGCUUCCCCUUCCCGCCAGCCGCCUCCGGCGCCCCCAGCCGCACGCGCGCAGCGGGGCCAGCAGCAGCCCGGGACACCGACCCCUGCGACGAGGAGCUUGACUACGAGCGCUGCAUCGACGCCGUCAAGGCCCUCGAGCGCACCCAGACCGGCCUCCUGCACGGCAACGCCCUGCUCCGCGCUGAGGUCGCUCGCGAGGAGGCCGCCCUCGAGAAGGAGUACGCCGAGCUCGAGGCUCUGGAGACGAAUGCCCGCUCCGAAAUUCGCCGCCUCCGCGAGGACGCGCGCAAGGCGCACCCGCUCGUGCCUGACGGGCGGGGUAAGCCCACUGUCAUCGAGUCGCGUCCUGCCGACAGGACGCUUCACGUGGCUGAUGCGCCGCCGCGGGCGUUGUUCCAGGACAUUGAUGUGCCUGGUCUCGAGGGCAUUGGUGCCCGCCUGGGCAGUCAUAUGGAGAGUCUGCGCGCCAACCUGCAGCCCGUCGAGAAUGUCGUGCCAGAGAUUGCACGGAGCAGAGCGGUGCUGCGAGAUGUAUUGGCCCAGCAUCUUGAGCCGCAGCAGUUCCAGCAGGUUUUGCUCGGAUAG